AAGAACCGUCCGGUUCAGUACAAUUCGACAGCUGCGUGGUGACGAAGAGCAGCCGCAGCCGCGAUUGAGUUCUCCCAGGUGAUAAACGCAUCACCCGAUUGCCAUCAAAAUCUUCAUUCCUUGUUCUUCAAUUCUUCUGCAAAAACAAUUGUAGUAUAAGCCCCUUUUACGAAGAAUUAAUGGAUGGACAAACCCUAGCUUCAUCGUCUUCAUCAUCCAGUCGUGACUCCGCCAACCCUUCGCCGCCGCAAGAUGCUUGGAUUACUACUUAUCUCAAGUUAUUCCCUCAGUGGGAAUCAGUUUCCUCUGCCAGCCGGGUAAUGAUCCCAAUUGAUAUAUCCAGAGUUAAUCAGGUUGAUGCUGCAAGGCUAGAUAUCGAAAUGUCGGCCAUGCUGAAAGAACAGUUGGUUAAAGUUUUUUCUUUGAUGAAGCCAGGAAUUCUAUUUCAAUAUGAACCCGAACUUGAUGCUUUUCUCGAAUUUCUUAUAUGGCGAUUUUCCAUAUGGGUUGACAAGCCUACUCCCGGUAAUGCUCUCAUGAAUUUGAGGUAUAGAGAUGAACGUGCAGUUGAAGUAACCGGGAAAGUUAGAACGGGAUUAGAAGGGCCGGGAUUAACUGCUUCUCAGAAAAUGUGGUACUGCAUUGCUACUGUCGGUGGUCAAUAUAUAUGGUCACGCCUUCAAUCAUUUUCUGCUUUUCGUAGAUGGGGUAACACAGAACAGAGGUCACUAGCUCGUUGGAGCUGGUUCUUAUUGCAAAAAAUUGAAGGAUUCUAUAAGGCUGCAUCUUUCGGAAAUCUACUCUUAUUUCUUGUUACAGGAAGGUAUAGGAAUCUUGUCGAGAGGGCCUUAAAGGCAAGACUCGUCUAUGGAAGCCCUAAUAUGAAUCGAGCUGUAAGCUUCGAAUACAUGAAUCGACAGUUGGUUUGGAAUGAAUUUUCGGAAAUGCUGCUGUUGCUUCUCCCACUCCUCAAUUCGUCGUCAGUUAAAAAUUUCCUCCGCCCAUUCUCCAAAGAUAAAUCAUCGAACUCAGAGGGAGACGAUGCUUUAUGCCCCCUCUGCCAUGCCACCCCAACCACUCCAUUUUUAGCGCUCCCGUGUCAACACAGGUAUUGCUACUACUGUCUUCAGACAAGAUGUUCUGCAGCCACGACGUCAUUCAGAUGCUCCCGGUGCAACGAGCCUGUUGUUGCUAUGCAGCGCCAUGUAGGAAAUUCCGACAAUGUGCCUCACUGAGAAUACAUCGAAACAACCGAACAAUCUAGGAAGAGCAUCCACACUCCGCCAUCGAUCCCUAGUAAGAAAACACGAUUCUUUGAUGAAGCAAAUUCCUGCUCCACUCCAUUGUCCAAAUGAAUAUCAAAUAUUUACCUCUCUCUCUAUAUAUAUAUGCUAUAGCUUUCUGGGCUCAAUUUUUUCCCCUCCGAUUACGCCUUUUUCAUGUCUUCUACCAGAAUCGAUAGUUCCAGAAAACAAUCUACAGUUCUCGAUUGUAAAUCGAUCUUUUGCGGUCGAAACUUACAGGCCAGCAGAAGCAGAAGAUGGUUGUUAUUGAUGAGGCUCUGUGGUAAAAGUAAGUGGUAAUUUCAGGUAAAAUGAUAUAUAUAUAUAUAUGUAUGUCUUAUUUGUGUAUUGUUGUUGUGAAGCACAAACACAGAAUUCAAAUGCCUAAAUUGUUUUCUGGUCAGAAUUUGUUCUUUAGAAGAAGCUUGUUAGGGUGAAAAUGAUCAUACUAGUAAUAUUUUAAUAUAAAUGCAGGGAAUAUUCUAUUUACAAUUAAUUGUAUAAUUUACUGUUAUCUUUGCAGAAAUUUUAACAUAAUCGGGGGAAAUUUUAUUUA
Molecule: messenger RNA, 1839 nt
Organism: Andrographis paniculata
Lineage: Eukaryota; Viridiplantae; Streptophyta; Magnoliopsida; Lamiales; Acanthaceae
Product: peroxisome biogenesis protein 2
Exons: 8
Coding region: 180-1235 (351 amino acids)
Biological process (GO): protein import into peroxisome matrix
Cellular component (GO): peroxisomal membrane
Molecular function (GO): zinc ion binding
Source: RefSeq, a predicted model, not a curated record